Molecule: messenger RNA, 3453 nt
Organism: Theobroma cacao (cacao)
Lineage: Eukaryota; Viridiplantae; Streptophyta; Magnoliopsida; Malvales; Malvaceae
Gene: GC5
Product: golgin Putative 5
Source: RefSeq, a predicted model, not a curated record
GAUCAAUCAGCUUCAUCAAAAACUGAAGAAAAAAAAAUAAAAAAAAGGGAAAGUUACAGAGCAAAGUAGAUCGACCCCAUUGUUCCACCGAACCUCUCUUUCACUCUGUAAACAAGAAUUUUGAAACCAGUCUCCAUGAUUUGAAAUCUCAAAUCCACGCGCAUUAUUAUCAGGGUUUCUCAUGUCCUUGAGUCGGUGGAUUUGAGUUUUUGGAUCGAGUUAUUUUAGGUAUUUAAAGAAGGAUGGCUUGGUUUAGCGGGAAGGUGUCCUUAGGGGGCUUUCCCGAUCUAGCCGGGGCGGUGAAUAAGCUCCAGGAGAGCGUGAAGAAUAUUGAGAAGAAUUUUGAUACUGCUCUCGGGUUUGAGGAGAAGUCUGAAUCCAGCAGCAAUGAAGGUUCAGGAUUGUGGUCUUCGGACAGAAAAGCACUCUUUGAUCCAGUUAUGGCCUUGAUGGGCCAUAAAAGUGAGGAAACUGCUGUUGAAUCAUCAGGAAAACUUGAAUCCUCACAGGCUCCACCAGAAGUUGAGGAAAAAGAAGAGGCUGAAACUGACAGGUCACUGCAUUCUCCUGACCAAACCACUGCUGAAGAGGAUAAAAGUGCUGUCCAGGUAGAAAAAGAUGAUGAACAUUCUGAGGUUGUGGAGAGUUCAGAUAAUGUGUUUCCAGACCCUGGUAAAACUGAACCAGAAUCAGAACCAGUUUCUGUUGAGCCUUCUGAAUCUACCUUUCAGAAUGUUGAAUCAUCAGAUUCACCUGACAAUGAACAACAGAAAGAAAGCUCAGGAUUGGUACCUUCUGAAAGUGCAGACUCCAAGGAAGCCAAAUUAGAAGCUGCAGAAAUAGACCAAGUUGAGGAUGCUAUGGCUGUGCCAGCAGAGUCAAGCAAUGUUGUAGACAUACAUGAAAGUACAGAUGAACAAAAGCCACAAACAGAAGACGCUUUAGAGAAAGGUUCUCCAGUUAAAUCCGAAGAAUCAAGAGAUAGCCAAGCUAGUGCUGGUGGUGGCCCUGAUGAGCUAGAGUUCUUGCGUUCACAUUCUAUCACGGUUGAGGAGACUAAAAGUGCUCAUGAAUUUUCGCUGCCCAGUGUGGUUCCUUCAGAUGAGGUUCAAGGGAUGGUUUCUGAAUCUGUUUUUUUUGAAAAUGAUGCAAAUACCAAAAGAGUUGAAGUGGAUCAGCGGACUAAUGAUAGUGAGACUGAUGCUAAAGAAGAGCAAUGCUUGAGCUCUGCAACUACCAUGUCUGACUCAGCAGAUUCUAUGCAUGAAUUGGAGAAGGUGAAGAUGGAAAUGAAAAUGAUGGAAUCUGCAUUGCAAGGUGCUGCAAGGCAAGCUCAGGCAAAAGCUGAUGAAAUUGCAAAGCUGAUGAAUGAGAAUGAGCAACUUAAAGUUGUAAUCGAGGAUUUGAAGAGAAAAUCCAAUGAAGCCGAAAUUGAGUCUUUGCGAGAGGAAUACCAUCAAAGGGUUGCAACUCUUGAAAGAAAGGUUUAUGCUCUUACUAAGGAAAGGGAUACACUUCGGAGAGAGCAGAAUAAAAAAAGUGAUGCUGCAGCUCUUUUGAAGGAAAAAGAUGAAAUAAUUAAUCAAGUGAUGGCUGAAGGUGAAGAGCUUUCAAAGAAGCAGGCUGCUCAAGAAGCUCAAAUUAGGAAAUUAAGGGCUCAGAUUAGAGAGCUCGAAGAGGAGAAGAAAGGCCUAACAACAAAGCUUCAGGUCGAAGAGAACAAAGUAGAGAGCAUCAAGAAGGACAAGACAGCUACAGAGAAGUUGCUGCAAGAAACAAUUGAAAAACACCAAGCAGAGCUUGCAGGUCAAAAAGAAUUCUAUACAAAUGCUCUAAAUGCAGCAAAGGAGGCUGAAGCACUAGCAGAGGCACGUGCCAACAGUGAAGCCAGAACUGAAUUGGAGAGUCGAUUAAGAGAGGCUGAAGAACGUGAAGCCAUGCUAGUACAGACACUGGAGGAAUUAAGGCAAACCUUAAGCAGAAAGGAGCAACAGGCAGUUUUUAGAGAAGACAUGCUUCGCAGGGACGUUGAAGAUCUUCAAAAGCGUUAUCAAGCAAGUGAGCGUCGGUGUGAGGAGUUGAUUACUCAAGUUCCAGAGUCUACAAGACCUCUUCUAAGGCAGAUUGAAGCCAUGCAGGAAACAACUUCCAGAAGAGCAGAAGCUUGGGCUGCUGUGGAGAGAUCUCUAAACUCUCGUCUUCAGGAAGCAGAGGCCAAAGCUGCCGCUGCUGAAGAGAGAGAGCGAUCUGUGAAUGAACGCUUAUCUCAAACCUUAUCACGAAUUAAUGUUCUUGAAGCUCAGAUUUCAUGUCUUAGAGCGGAACAAACGCAGCUAAGCAAGUCCAUUGAGAAAGAGAGACAGAGAGCUGCUGAAAAUAGACAGGAAUACCUAGCAGCAAAGGAGGAAGCUGAUACUCAGGAAGGUCGGGCAAACCAGCUUGAAGAAGAAAUUAGAGAACUGAGACGGAAACAUAAGCAAGAGUUACAUGAUGCACUUGUGCACCGGGAACUUCUACAGCAGGAAGUGGAAAGGGAGAAAGCUGCUCGGUUAGACUUGGAAAGGACAGCGCGGGUACAUUCUGUGGCUGUGUCUGAGCAAGCUUCAAUAUCAAGGCAUAAUUCUGCUUUGGAGAAUGGAAGCUUGUCCCGGAAACUCUCUACUGCUAGCAGCAUGGGAAGCAUGGAGGAAAGCUAUUUUCUACAAGCAUCUUUGGACUCAUCUGAUGGUUUCGCUGAAAAGAGAAAUAUUGGAGAGGCAACAUUAAGUCCACUCUACAUGAAGAGCAUGACACCUAGUGCUUUUGAGUCUGCCCUUCGUCAAAAGGAGGGUGAACUUGCAUCAUACAUGUCUCGUUUGACUUCAAUGGAGUCUAUCCGUGACUCUUUAGCUGAGGAGUUAGUCAAAAUGACUGAACAGUGCGAAAAGUUGAAGGCAGAGGCUGCCACGCUGCCUGGAAUCCGCGCAGAGCUAGAAGCCUUGAGGCGAAGACACUCUGCUGCUCUGGAACUAAUGGGUGAACGUGAUGAGGAGCUGGAGGAACUCCGCGCUGAUAUUGUAGACUUGAAGGAAAUGUACAGAGAACAAGUAAACUUGCUUGUGAAUAAGAUCCAAAUAAUGAGUUCUUCGAAUGGGUAAUGCCUUGUAAGCAAAAUUUUGGUUGGGUGGUAAUUCCGAGACUUGAUGUGCAUGGUAUAGUUAUAGUAGAUCCAGUUAAUGCAAUGAUGAUUCAAAAAUUUUUGUUCUUUAUACUCACUAGUUCAAGGUUGUGCUUUGUGCAAGCUUUUGGUUCAUAAGGUAUUCAGGGAGCAUGGCUUUGUCAAACUCAAAUAAAUAUUUAUUUUUAUUUUAUAGUUUGUUGUACAGAACAAAUUUUAAUGUGAGAAAUCCGUUUUCCUUGUUUAAAUAUAUAAAAAUAUGUAAUAAAAAGGGGACAUUAUUUUAUGCCAUAAAA